GAUUUGAUACUAAAAUAUAUAUUAGCUUUUUCAAAAUGGCUACUGCUGAUUCAGAGUUUGAGCCUUUGGCCCCUUCUUUGGCCAAUGUAAUCGAACAGCAGUCUUUACGAUGGAUAUUUGUAGGAGGGAAAGGCGGUGUUGGUAAAACUUCAUGCAGCUGUAGUCUUGCGAUCCAACUGGCUAAAGUGCGAGAAACUGUACUUAUCAUCUCCACAGAUCCUGCACAUAAUAUUUCAGAUGCCUUUGAUCAGAAGUUCAACAAGGUUCCAACUAAAGUGCGGAGCUUUGAAAACCUGUUUGCAAUGGAAAUUGAUCCUAAUAUGGGAUUCUCUGAGUUACCAGAAGAAUAUUUUGAGGAACAAGAUGUGCGCAGUAUGGGCAAGGCCAUGAUGCAGGAGCUGAUGACGGCAUUCCCAGGUAUAGAUGAGGCUAUGAGCUACUCUGAGGUCAUGAGGUUGGUGAAAAAGAUGGACUUCUCAGUGGUUGUGUUUGACACUGCUCCUACUGGUCAUACUCUCAGAUUACUCUCAUUCCCUGCAGUUGUGGAGAAAGGAUUGGGAAAAAUAUUAAGCCUAAAAAAUAAAAUUGGCCCAUUUAUCUCACAGAUGGCUGGUAUGAUGGGCAUGGCUGACAUGAAUGCUGAUACUAUGACACAGAAGUUAGAAGAAAUGUUGCCAACUAUAAGACAAGUCAAUGAGCAGUUCAAGAACCCAGACCAGACAACAUUUGUGUGUGUUUGCAUAGCUGAGUUUCUCUCCCUUUAUGAGACUGAACGCCUAGUACAAGAACUAACAAAGACUGGUAUAGACACUCACAAUGUUAUAGUCAACCAGUUAUUGUUUAAGAAAAAGGGAGAGAAACCGUGUGGAUUGUGUGCUUCGAGACAUAGAAUCCAAUCCAAAUAUCUUGAUCAGAUAGAGGAUCUUUAUGAGGACUUCCACAUAGUUAAAAUGCCACUCUUAGAUCAUGAGGUGCGUGGAAUAAAACAUGUCAAAGAGUUCUCAGAACUUUUAAUCCAUCCUUAUGACCCAGAGACAAGUACUGUGAAUGGAACAUAGGGUAAUAAAGGAGAAUAAGAAAUAUUAUUUGAUAUGGGAUUUAUUACACACCUGCAGUAGAGCUUGGAAGCCAAACAAUGCACCUCUGAAACAUGUGUCCAGGACAGUAACUUUUUAAAGUUCAGAUUUUGAAUGCCAAAUAUCCUUUCUAUAGAUUGGUCACAUGUGGCGAACACACUGUGUUGUUUGUCAUCAAUUUUAUUUUCCAUAAUGUCUUUGAUGAUGUUUACCUUCAAAAGGUUUUGUUGACGUUGGUACAUGUGAAGAAUGGUACAGUAUGAUCUGGUAAAUAUGAAAUAUAUAAUUCUGUUGAGAUACAUUUUUAUCCCAUCGAACGAAGUUCGGAGGGAUAUAGGGAACGCCUCCAUCCGUCUGUCCGUCCGUCUGGGCAAUAACUCAAAUAUUGUUGGCCUGAUUUUGUUCAUAUUUUGUACACAUAUACCCUAUGGGGAUAGAAGUUCUGCUCGAAAGCCAAUUUUCAAAAUGGC
Molecule: messenger RNA, 1546 nt
Organism: Owenia fusiformis
Lineage: Eukaryota; Metazoa; Annelida; Polychaeta; Sabellida; Oweniidae
Source: the annotation of a GenBank genome assembly